Molecule: messenger RNA, 2367 nt
Organism: Pelagomonas calceolata
Lineage: Eukaryota; Pelagophyceae; Pelagomonadales; Pelagomonadaceae
Source: the annotation of a GenBank genome assembly
AUGGAACCCUACCUCCCGACCAGCGCCGUGCGCCAGCCGCCCAACGAGCCGCCCGCGAACGGCGCCGCGAGUUCGAGUCCCUCGUGCGUCAAGCGGCUCACGCUGGAACUCGUCGAGUCCUACCUCAAGACGAACCCUUCCAGUAAACCCAUCCAGACCUGGCGGGCCGCCGCGACGACACCGCGAGAGAACGGCGCGAAACCGAAAGCGCCGCGCCGCGCUUUGACGCAGCCCGCGGAGGGAGUAACGAACGACGGCGCGGACAACGCCGAGGCCGAGCUCGUUACUUAUGCGGGCGACGUGCUAGGACCGGGCGGCGAGGGCCCGGCCUUCGAGGUGCUUGAUAAACUGGGACGGGGUAGCUUCGGCCAGGUCUUUCGGUGUCGUUCGCGAAAGACGGGCCGAUUGGUGGCGAUCAAGGUCGUGAAGAACUGUAGAAGUUACGCCGCCCAGGCCUAUGUGGAGUCGCAGAUGGCUAGAGCCUUACACGCGCGCGAUCCGCAUCCGAACGUCGUGCACCUCUUCGGCGACUUUGCGCAUCGAGGUCACGUCUGUCUCGUGUUUGAACUGUUGGGCAUGAAUUUAUAUGAAUUGCUCAAACAAAAUCAAUUUAGAGGAUUACCGCUAGCGUCCGUACGCUUGGCGUCGACGCAAGUCGUCGCGGCUUUAGACAGGUUGGCGGCGGCGCGCAUCGUGCACUGCGACCUCAAGCCCGAAAAUAUCCUGGUGGCGCAGCGCGUGGACAACGAACCGACGCGGGUGAAGAUCAUCGAUCUUGGUAGUGCGUGCGUCGAAGGUCGCACGGCGCAGCAGUACGUCCAAUCCAGAUUCUACCGAGCACCUGAAGUGCUCGUGGCGGCGCCCUACGACGGCGCCGUCGACGUGUGGAGCGCGGCGUGUGUCUUCGCUGAACUCUUCUUAGGCUUACCUUUAUUCCCCGGCGUGUCGACACAUGAUCAGAUAAGCAGGAUCGCGGACAUGCUCGGGCCCCACCCUGAUGAGUUGUUGGCAAGAGGAGACGACACUUUGAAGUACUUCACGCCCAAGCGGCCGGGCCCGCCGCCGUCGCCGGGGCCGCCUCCCAGAAGACCCCAGUGGACGAACGCGUCUUUAGAUGAAUCUGUCGAAAGCCUGCACGCCCUCGACUUUGACGACGACGGCACGGACGCGUGCGAGGAGGAAUCGGAGCCCUUCUACUCCCUCAAAUCAGCGGAGCAGUACGCGCGCGAGAAGGGGAACAGCGCACCUCCCAAAACCAAAAAGUACUUCCAGUACAAAGUCCUGAAGGAUAUCGUCGCGCACUAUCCCGUGCGUUCAGGAUUGUCUCCAUCGGACACGGAAAAAGAGAGACGAACGCGGGCGACCUUCGCCCACUUUGUUACUGGUAUGCUCGACCAAUUGCCUCAUAGGAGGUGGACGCCCUUACAGGCGUCGAAGCACCCGUUCCUGUCCGGCGGCGACGAGGUCGAGGGCUGGACGCCUUGUAGGGACCCCCGGGCGGACGAGAGGAGGUUACUCCAGCGCCGGCGGCCGCCGCAGCGACCGGGACCCGCGUUGAGGACGAACGCCAUGGACUCGUCCGCUCCUGGGUAUAGAUCCGGCGCGCGCGUGCUCCCGUCGAACGCGAUGGACCGGACCGAACCGGGCAGGAGGCCGAACCGCAUGGACGCCUCCGACUCCUCGGCCUCGAGCGGCGGGCCGCCCUUCCGGACGCCGCCUCCGUUAUCCUCGGGCGGCAUCGGCGGCAUGGUCGGCCCCCAGCAGACGUACGCGCCGGGCUACUGGCCCGGCCAGCUGCCUCCAUCUGGUGAUUUCGCUCCAUUACGGAGGAAUGCCACGAUGACCCAGGCCCAGAUGGCCCACGCCCAGUGGGAAGCUUCAAGAGCCGCACCGGUCCAAGUGUCCUCGUACACCGCGGGCUACCGGCCCCACCAGGCCGCCACGGCUGAAAGUUAUGAUUUUGGUCAUGCAUUACAACGGCCCGCCGUGCAGCAGCAGCAGCCGGGCUACGCGGCGCCCUAUCAGCUGCGGCGGAGCGUGUCCUUGGAUCCGUCGCGGACGCCGCCGCCGCCGCGCUUGAAUCCCGGCUCGCCGGCCUUCGCGCCGCGGUCGCCGCCCGCGGUCGGCGGCCGCGCGCGCGCGCGGCACCACCCGAACUCGCCGGGCAUGCACCAGCGCCAGGCCUACUACCCGGUCGCCCCCCAGUACGGCGGCUACUACGCGGCGCCGCCGCCGCCGCAGCUCCUGGCGCCGCCGCCGCCGCCAGCGCUCGCGUCGUCGCCGCAGUCCUUUGGUCGGUCGUCGUCGUUGAACGGUCAUCAUCGGAACCGGCGCGGCGGGCGGCGCGGGAAUAAUAGGUCUAGUUAA